This is a messenger RNA of Rhincodon typus (whale shark), 450 nucleotides long. RefSeq names its product tenascin-like. The annotation marks the transcript as partial. Gene Ontology annotation, molecular function: protein binding. Lineage: Eukaryota; Metazoa; Chordata; Chondrichthyes; Orectolobiformes; Rhincodontidae. The record is from RefSeq and is a predicted model, not a curated record. The transcript is spliced from 2 exons.
UGAUUGAUGCACCAAGCCAUGUAGAAGUAAACAAAGUCACAGACUCCACUGCUCACAUUACCUGGUUCAAGCCAGCUGCCCAAAUUGAAGGAAUUAGACUGUCCUAUGGGAUUCCAAAUAGCGAGAAGACAACUAUUGACCUUCCUGACACAGAGACAGCCUAUUCCAUCGCCGAACUUCACCCGGAUACCGAAUAUGAAGUCUCUCUGGUUUCCAAACGAGGGGACAUGAGAAGUGUUCCGGCUGUCAAUACAUUCACAACAGACCUUGAUGCUCCCAAAAACCUCAGAAAUGAGUCUCAAACAGAUGAAAGCAUCACCUUGGAGUGGGAGAACACCAGAGCUGCUGCCGAUAAUUACAAGGUUAAAUAUUCACCACUGGCAGGAGGAGAACAUAGGGAACUCACUGUCAAAAGGAGCAAUCAAUCAACUACUAAAUUUAAGAUUUCUG